AAGUUCUAAGUCAUAAGCGUGAGCACUGUCAUGCCUGUAUAGAGUAAGAUUGUAAUGGAAAAUUGCGAUGUCGUGACUGGAUAACGGGGUGUAAUGCAGGAUUAUUCAGAGUAGAUUUUGAUGUGCGGGUGCAAAAUUGGAAUGACCGCCUAUGUGGUGCUGGAUUCGGUGGCCAUUGUGAACACGGUGACUAUUAGUUUUCCUAUUCCAUAAAACUAUCUUAAUCUGCUGAAAGGCUGUUCUUCAUGCACGAGUCGUGUAAAAACUGUAAUGAGUGGAGGAGUUGGCGCUUUCGGAUGUAUGCAGUAAAACUCGUGACACCCCAGACGUUCUAUUGAGAGAUGGUUCCAUCCCUGUUACACGAACAUGAUAAAGACAUUUUCCCGUCGGUAUAAAUACCAUAAUCACAGGAGGCGUGUUACUUCUGUCCGCUCGUAAUCGGUAUAGGAUGAAACCAGAGAUCAGGUGGUCAAAAGCCAAAGCCGGGGGUCCGCGCUGGGCGAAGAGCGACAUCUUAGGGGUUAUGUCCCGUCCCGCGAGCUGCCCGUGUUUGAGGCAGGGCGGGCAGCGCUGGGUGCUGCAGUGCCGGGAGGAGGCUGCGGGCGCCGCUGUUGACCGAGAGGAGCGAGAGGAAGCUCGGAGCGCUGCAGCCCCGCCCGCUGCGGACCCGCUCGAUCACUCGCUCGCUCGGUGUGCGGCUCGGCCGCCGGGAGGUCUGCGAGCGUGUCCGCAGUGCAGAGCCGUUCUGUAGCAAGACAGAGGAGUCGGUGGGUGAAAUACCGCGGAGAAGCUGGGAGCAGAGUCGGCGCCGCAGGUGUCUGGGUUAGCGGCGAGAAGCUGCAGACAGAGCAGCGGUGCCGCGGAGAUGUGCGCGGUCCGGAGGCGCUGGGGUCGGCGGCAGCGAGCUCUGCUCUGGGUGAUGCUGCUGGCGGCGUGGGAGGCGGCGUGGGGGCAGCUGCGCUACUCGGUGCCCGAGGAGAUGCCCAAGGGCUCGUUCGUGGGCGAUGUGGCCAAGGACCUGGGGCUGCAGGUUCAGGAGCUCAGCGAUCGCGGCGUCCGCGUGGUCUCUGAAGAUAGGACGCAGUAUUUCGCUCUGCAGGGGAAGACGGGCCAUUUAGUGACGGCGGAGAGGAUCGACCGAGAGCAGCUUUGCCGGCUGGUGGAGAAAUGCGUGCUACUCUGUGAGCUGAUAGUGGAGGGCGAAAUGCAGGUUCACCGAAUCGAAGUGGAGAUAAUGGACAUUAACGACAACGCUCCCAGCUUCAAGGAAAAAGAGCUGAGAAUGAGCGAGACGACAGCCCCGGGGUCGCGGUUCCCCCUGCCAGACGCUCAUGACCUUGACUCUGGCCGGAAUUCCCUGCAGAGCUACGAGCUGAGCGGUGACGAGCACUUCUCGCUGGCCGUGCAGGCGGGCCCCGGCGGCGAUCAGCGUCCCGAGCUGGUGCUGGCGAAGGCGCUGGACCGGGAGGAGGCGGCGUUUCACGAGCUGGUGCUGAGGGCGAUGGACGGCGGCGAUCCGGCACGGACGGGCACGGCUCGGAUCCGAGUGAAGGUGCUGGACGCGAACGACAACGCGCCGGUGUUCAGCCAGGCGGAGUACACGGUGCGUGUGCCCGAGGACGUGCCCGUGGGCUCCACUCUCGUCACCGUCACGGCCACCGACACAGACGAGGGACUGUCACAGCCACGGACGCCGACGAUGGAGACAUCGGAUAUUUUCCAUCUGGACUCUGAAUGUGGAGCGAUCACUCUGUUGCGAAGCCUGGACUAUGAGGAAGGUGACUCUUAUGAACUGCAGGUGCAGGCACGGGACGGCGGAGGCCUUUCUGACACUGCCAAAGUCACAAUAUCCGUCACAGACAUAAACGAUAACGCACCAGUGAUUUCUGUGCGGUCAACGCUAAGUGAGAUCUCUGAGGACGCCCCAAUGGGUACAGUGGUCGCCCUGCUCCACGUGCAGGACCGUGACUCUGGACCGAACGGUGCCGUGGGCUGCUCGCUCGACGGAGAUAUCCCAUUCCGCCUGGAGAAGUCUUUUGAUGAUUACUACCGAGUCGUUACAGCGAGAGAGCUGGACCGAGAGCAG
Messenger RNA from Ficedula albicollis (Collared flycatcher), 2086 nucleotides. RefSeq names its product protocadherin gamma-A2-like. Gene Ontology annotation, biological process: homophilic cell-cell adhesion. The annotation marks the transcript as partial. The transcript is spliced from 3 exons. NCBI's taxonomy places the organism in Eukaryota, Metazoa, Chordata, Aves, Passeriformes, Muscicapidae. Gene Ontology annotation, molecular function: calcium ion binding. Gene Ontology annotation, cellular component: plasma membrane. The record is from RefSeq and is a predicted model, not a curated record.